Suillus bovinus is the source of this 901-nucleotide messenger RNA. RefSeq lists its product as uncharacterized. Lineage: Eukaryota; Fungi; Basidiomycota; Agaricomycetes; Boletales; Suillaceae. The record is from RefSeq and is a predicted model, not a curated record. The transcript is spliced from 2 exons. The coding region runs from base 25 to 786 and encodes 253 amino acids.
UGUAAGCACUUGCAGCCGCUCUCAAUGCAACCCAUCGUCCUGUACGAUAUACCAUCCAAGCUACCCAAGAAGAAAUGGGCGCCCAACCCAUCAAAGACAAGAUUCUGUCUUGGCCAUAAAGGCCUUCCGUAUGAAGUUAUCUGGGUGGAGUUUUGUGACAUUGCCGCAACCAUGAAAGGUAUCGGCGCAUCCCCAACAGCUGGGAAAAGGUACACUGUCCCGGUCAUUAAGGACCCAAACACUGGUGCAGUGGUCUCCGACUCCCAUGCUAUUGCCAAAUACCUCGACGAAACCUACCCUGACAAACCACUUAUACCUCGCGGGGCAAAUGUACUCGUAGAGACCUUCGAGACCCUAUUUCUCAACACGGUCAUGAUUCCGUCCUUCAGGCUCCUUAUGACCAGAACUCUCGAGAUACAGAAUGAUAUUAGCCGGGAAAUGUUCAUCGAAUCGCGGUUAAAGAUGUUCAGAGAAACACGCUGGGAAGAUAUGGCUCCUGAAGGGAAGGCACAGCAAAUGUGGGCUGCAUUAAAGAGGGGCCUUGGUGUGGUGGAUGGGUGGUAUCAAAAGAGUGGGGGUAGGUGGAUUAUGGGGGACACUUUCUCGUUCGCAGACAUUGUCGUAGUGUCUUGGAUGGUUUGGUGGAACGCUGUCUUGAACAAACAAGAGCGCCAAGAGGUCCACGCGUUACACGGGGGAAGAUGGGCACGCCUUUUGGUAGAUGUGAAUGUUGAGUGCAACACAGAUUUGGGCUCCUUUGAAGAACAUAGUCAUUCCUUCUUAUGAGUUUCGCAGCCUUAUGCUGCUAGGUAGAAGUUGUGUAUGUACAUGAAAAGUUCUGCACAAAUAAGGACAAGCUAAUAAUCGUCACGCACGUGACCGCGUUUCCUCACUUGAACGC